AUGGCUUUGCUUUUUCUCCUGUUUGCAUUCGCCUCCAUUUCCAUCGCCACCAUAACGCCAUAUACACCUAAUAGGAAUGAUGUCUUUCAAGCCCACGAGCCUUGCCCAAUCUCCUGGGGUCCGGAUAAUCCAGACGGUUGGAGAGCAAUGCGAAUAGAUCUCGUCAGCGGUAACUACCCUGUGGUCCACCACGUCGUCACUGUCGUCCACAGUAUCGACAGUCUUUCAGGCUCCCUUACGUGGACGUGCCCUGAAAUCAAAUUUGACGGCGCAUUCUACAGCUACAUGUUUACUCCUCUUGACAUCUCGGACAACUCUGUGUACUCGGCCCAAUUCUCGAUUCACCACGAAAAUCUCUCAACCAUGUUUGAUCAUUCGCAUGUAAUCAAUGUGGCCACAGAUACAAUUGACUCGGGUGAAGAGAUGCUCGAGGAUGUCGACCCAGCAUUAGGUGGUUCUGACGGGGACAAUUCCCAAUCCAAUGGCCAACCCAACUUUGUCGCUCAAGUUAUUGGACAGUCGUACCAGCGUAAUAAUGGCACCACAACCCAGCUCGAAUCUCGCGUACCAUCUGACUACUCGUCUGUCAUGGUCAACUACACGGGCAGUAGCACGUCGUUAUCAGGCUCUCGUACAUCGACACGGACGUCGGCUUCAACCAUGCCGAUGGGGUGGACUUCCAGAUUUACAGGAACCACCUCGCCUCGCGCUUGA
This is a messenger RNA of Serendipita indica DSM 11827, 714 nucleotides long. Lineage: Eukaryota; Fungi; Basidiomycota; Agaricomycetes; Sebacinales; Serendipitaceae. The record is from the annotation of a GenBank genome assembly.